AGGCUUUAGACCCCAUUAACAAGCUCGCUGAACCAACCCUUCUUCCCAACAAGAACUGUAACCUACCAAUCAGUUGGUGUCCGUCUGUUGUCAUGGAGCGACUUCAUGUGUUAUUCCUCCAAGUGUCGUGUGUAGUCUCUAUAAUUGGAUCUUGCUAUGGAAGCUACAUGAUCACCACGCCCCGGCAGUGGACUGCGGAGGAGCCUAAUAAAGUGUGCCUCUUCACCACUAGUCGUGUACCAGUAGUUAUCAAAGUCAAUCUCGUGAGCUACAACUAUCCCUUCACCCAGGAAAAUGUACAAAUAACUGAGGCUCUGUUAAAUUUCCCUGCAGGUAAAGGAGCUUGGUGUGAAGAAAUAGUUGUGCCAAAAACUACGUACACUAGUGGCAUAGUGGAACUGACGGGUCAACUGCACGGGACACACUUCAACCACACUGCCCCUCUAAAGCCUUAGACCCAUUUCCCCGAUGAUUUUCAUUCAAACUGACAAGUCCCUCUACCUACCAGGCCAGAUAGUUCAGUUCAGAAUUCUCACACUGUCCGGGCCUUACAUGCACAUCUCUACCCAAAAGUACUCUCUCGUGUGGAUAACUACUCCCUCUGAUACCCGCGUAGCACAGUGGCUCAACGUUG
Cherax quadricarinatus is the source of this 634-nucleotide messenger RNA. Lineage: Eukaryota; Metazoa; Arthropoda; Malacostraca; Decapoda; Parastacidae. The record is from RefSeq and is a predicted model, not a curated record.